AUGGAUGUGCGCAAGAAAGAUUAUAAAGAGUACUAUGAUGAUUUAGACGAAUGUAAUGAAAACCGAAGAAUAAUAUUUGAAGAACGCAUGAAACAGAUUGAAAUGUGGAACAAAGAAUAUGAACAAGGCCUUCACAAUUUUGCACUGGGUCAAACUAUUUUUACAGCUAGGUCUACGGAAGAACGUAAAAGCUUUUUUGCUUUAUUGCCAUACACGGAGAGAUUACGUCAAAAUGCAGGAAUAACGUACAGGUCUCGAUUGCCCAAAACAUUAGAUUGGAGAGAAAAAGGAAUAGUACCCAAAGUUAGAUACCAGUCUAAAUGUGCUGCCUGCUACGCCUUCUCGGUCGUUGAUGCACUGGCAGCUCGAUAUGCCCGCAAAACAGGAGAAUUGAUCCCUCUAAGUGCCCAAAUGAUCAUCGAUUGCACCAAAGACAGUAAGACUGCUAAUAUUUUCUUACUACUCAUUUGA
Parasteatoda tepidariorum (common house spider) is the source of this 471-nucleotide messenger RNA. NCBI's taxonomy places the organism in Eukaryota, Metazoa, Arthropoda, Arachnida, Araneae, Theridiidae. The record is from RefSeq and is a predicted model, not a curated record.